This is a messenger RNA of Osmerus eperlanus (European smelt), 1596 nucleotides long. Its product is annotated as ras-related and estrogen-regulated growth inhibitor-like protein. Bases 122 to 742 code for a protein of 206 amino acids. Gene Ontology annotation, molecular function: GTPase activity; GTP binding. The transcript has 5 exons. The record is from RefSeq and is a predicted model, not a curated record. Lineage: Eukaryota; Metazoa; Chordata; Actinopteri; Osmeriformes; Osmeridae.
UCCGAGGCUGACUUUAAAAAGAGAAGCAGCAAUUCUUCGCAGACCAAAAGCAUGUUAUUAAUGUGAGGGUCAGGCACCAGACACAACACAGACAGACCUGAAAGAGACCAGAGGAGAUACUAUGAAUGACAUCAAACUGGCCCUGCUGGGCAGCAAAGGAGCUGGCAAAUCAGCUGUCUUAGUAAGGUUCCUGACAAAGCGCUUCAUCGGAGAGUAUGCCUCAAAUGCCAACUCCUUGUACCACAAAAGACUUUCUGUCGAUGGCAGACAGUUGAACCUGGAGAUGUAUGACCCAUGCUCCCAGAGCACAGAGGCCAGGUGUGUCCUGGAAAAGCCGGUGGACUGGGCUGAUGGCUUUAUGGUGGUCUACAAUAUCAAUGACCGAAAUUCUUUUAUCAACGCCAAGAACAUCCUGGGGCAGAUAAAAGACGUACACGUGGAGAACAGUUGGGGAGAGGUGGAUGUGCCAGUGUGCCUGGUGGGAAACAAGCAGGACUUGUGCCAUGCCAGACAAGUGUACGAGGAGGAGGGACAAUGCCUGGCGCAGGAGAACCACUGCUACUUCCAAGAGGUGUCUGCAGCUGAGAGCUACCAAGACAUCGUCAACCUUUUUACUGGCCUCAUUCGCAGGGUAAUGGUGCACCACAAAUACCGUGCUGCUGACCGGCGCCACUACAGCGGCUCCAAGUCUAUGGCCAAGCUCAUCAACAAUGUCUUUGGAAAAAGAAGGAAGUCUGUGUAGCAUCAGAGACUGUGACUGACUGACAGUUAGACUGUCAAGCAAUCAGCUUGGUAAGUGAGGGUAAUAAAGUCAAAACGUGUAGCGGGACCUACGUAGAUUUGUUUUCUUUCUAGCUGUAUAUGGUAAAGCUCACAUAGACCUUUAUUUUUUUAAUGUGAUAAUAAGUUGAAAUAUGAGCAUCCCAUACAAAUAAUCACACCAAAAAUUGGUUAGUCGAAGCUAAAUAUAAGCACGUGGAAUACACAUAUAUGUUUUUCCUAUCUCCUUGGUAUCGUUGUAGCAUUGAUUAGAGUAUUCAGGAGAGUCAUGUUUGCAUGAAACCACAAUCACUUUUGAAAUAGUAAUGCCACUUUCUAUUUAUGCCGUGUAAACACAAUUUACGUUUGUAAAUGCAGUACAAAAGUGAUCUGUUCCAGAGGAAAUAAAGUCAAAUCUGAUCACCUUAAAAUGUUCUGUUUUAGAACAUGACCUAGAGACUAAAAUCUGACAUUGGAUAUAUAUUACAAUUAGAUUUUUUGACAAACGUCACCCUAUUGCCCCACUAGAUGUCCCCAGAUGUCUAAGUCUUCCACACAAUGGGAAAAGCUGAUAAGUUCCUUGUUGUUUGUCACUGACCGCAUGUCUCAACAUCUCAUUACAACUCAAGACGUUAGAAACCCAUAUCUAUAAUCAAAAGACAAAGUAUCUUCUGUUUCAGAACCAUUGAGCACAAUAAAACAAUGAAUUUCAAUGGUAAUGUUAUUGUCAACUAUGGUUAAGGAGGUGUGGAAAGCCCUACCAACAUACAAUCUAUCCUAAAUGACAAAACUGAAAAGCACUCCAAGUGAAAAUAAACUUCUUGCUACACGACACAU